Salmo salar (Atlantic salmon) is the source of this 4960-nucleotide messenger RNA. RefSeq names its product putative E3 ubiquitin-protein ligase MID2. Gene Ontology annotation, biological process: protein localization to microtubule. The record is from RefSeq and is a predicted model, not a curated record. Lineage: Eukaryota; Metazoa; Chordata; Actinopteri; Salmoniformes; Salmonidae. Gene Ontology annotation, cellular component: microtubule. Gene Ontology annotation, molecular function: zinc ion binding; microtubule binding.
AUCACGUGUCCUCUGGGAAGCGCUUUAGUUUUGGGACGCAAGCAGCGAGUCAGAGCACGAUUACCAGUAGGCUAGUUAGUAGUCCUAGUUAGUGUACUUGAACAUAUAUCCACGGUAAAGGUUAAUCAACCGAUAGGCUACAAAAAAGUUGAACAAUGUACGUGUUUUACAUUUUGGAAAUGUGAUAAUGAGAGAGACGUAAGAGCGCGCGCUCUCUGGCAUCUACUGAAAACUUCGGAGAUCAGCACCAGAAUUGAGAGGCUGCAAAGUGUUUCUGUAUCCGUUACUGUUGUCACCACAACAAGUCAAGUCAUCCGACCGCGGGCUGUCACUGUCUGCAAGAGUUCGAGGUGACUGACCAGCUUCCGUGGGAUUUGAUGUCGCUUCUAGAUUGGUUCUGCUGAAGAUGGAAACACUGGAGUCAGAGCUCACCUGCCCAAUCUGCCUGGAGUUGUUUGAUGAUCCCCUGCUCUUACCCUGCGCCCACAGCCUGUGUUUCAACUGCGCCCAUCGCAUCCUAGUCUCCCACUGCUCGUCCAACAAACCGUUAGAGUCCAUCUCCGCCUUCCAGUGCCCCACCUGCCGUUACGUCAUCACGCUGAACCACCGCGGCCUGGAGGGCCUGAAGCGCAAUGUGACCCUGCAGAACAUCAUCCACCGUUUCCAGAAGGCCUCCGUCAGCGGACCUAACUCCCCCAGUGAGAGUCGUCGUGCCCCAGGUCUCUCCGGAGGCCACAGACCCUAUAGCAGCAGCGGAGGAGGAAGCUCCGGCAGCCACAGCGCCCGGUCCAGCCCGGCCCAGUCCUCCUCUCAUCAGCACACUGCCAUCAUGUCUCUGGAGCACCGUAUCAGCUGUCAGUUCUGUGAGCAGGACCCGCCGCGCGAGGCGGUCAAGACGUGCGUGACCUGCGAGGUGUCGUACUGUGACAGGUGUCUACGUGCCACGCACCCCAAUAAGAAGCCGUUUACCAGUCACCGGUUGGUGGAGCCGGUGCAUGACGCCCACAUGAGAGGCCUCACCUGCCUGGAGCAUGAGAAUGAGAAGGUUAAUAUGUACUGCAUCGUGGAUGACCAGCUGAUAUGUGCCCUGUGUAAGCUGGUGGGACGGCACAGAGAACAUCAAGUCUCCUCUCUCAGCGAACGCUUCGACAAACUCAAGGCUUUUCAAGUGAGUCCUGGCAGAGUAUCUGACGCAGUAAUGGAGGCAUCAAAGACAGGCGCUGUGCAAACCCUGGAGAACAACCUCACCAACCUGGUGAAGAGAAACAGUGAGCUGGAGAACCAGAUGGCCAAACUCAUCCAGAUCUGUCAGCAGGUUGAGGUGAACACAGCGAUGCACGAGGCCAAGCUAGUGGAGGAGUGUGAUGAACUUGUAGAGAUCAUACGCCAGAGGAAACAGAUCAUCGCUGUUAAGAUCAAGGAGUCCAAGGUGAUGAAGCUGCGUAAACUGGCCCAGCAGAUGGCUAACUGCAGACAGUGUCUGGAGCGCUCCAGAGCCCUCAUCACUCAGGCAGAACACAGCCUGAAGGAGAACGAUCACGCUCGCUUCCUACAGACCGCCAGGAACGUGGCUGAGAGGGUUGCCAUGGCCACGGCCUCCUCCCAGGUGCUGAUACCAGAUGUGAACCUGAACGAAGCCUUUGAUAACUUUGCCCUGGACUUUUCCAGAGAGAAGAAGAUCCUGGAGGGACUGGACUACCUGACAGCUCCCAGUCCUCCCUCCAUACGUGAUGAGCUGUGUACUGCCUCUCACGACACCAUCACUGUUCACUGGACGUCUGAGGACGAGUUCAGCGUCACCUCCUACGAACUACAGUACACCAUCUACACCGGACAGACCAACUUCAUCAGUCUCUAUAACAGUGUGGACAGUUGGAUGAUUGUCCCCAACAUCAAGCAGAACCACUACACGGUGCACGGCCUGCAGAGUGGAACACGUUAUGUCUUCUUUGUCAAGGCCAUCAACCAGGCAGGCAGCCGCAACAGCGACCCAGCCCGCCUCAAAACCAACAGUCAGCCUUUUAAGCUUGACCCAAAGACGGCCCACAAGAAGCUGCGUCUGUCCAACGACUGCCUGACCAUGGAGAAAGAUGAGAGCUCCCUGAAGAAGAGCCACACUCCAGAGCGCUUCAGCAGCACGGGGUCGUACGGAGCAGCAGGAAACGUCUUCAUCGACAGCGGCUGUCACUACUGGGAGGUGUUGCUGGGCGCCUCCACCUGGUACGCUGUGGGCGUGGCUUACAAGUCCGCCCCUAAGAACGAGUGGAGUGGUAAGAACUCCUCCUCCUGGGUGUUCUCCCGCUGUAACAACAACUUCAUGGUGCGUCACAAUGGCAAGGAGAUGCUGGUGGAGGCCAGCCACCAGCUCAGACGUCUAGGAGUCCUUCUGGACUACGACAACAACUCCCUGUCCUUCUACGACGCCAUGAACUCCCAACACCUGCACACCUUUGAGGUCAGCUUCCUGCUCCCCGUGGCACCCACCUUCAUGAUCUGGAACAAGUCAGUGAUGAUCCUGUCGGGGCUUCCGGUGCCGGACUUUGUGGACUGCCCUGAGGAACACCAGGAGGGGAUGAUGACCCUGUGUCGCCAGCAGGAGUCAUCCUACGUGUCGGGUAUGAAGGGCUGUCACUGAGACCGGGACUGGGGCUGCGACUCGGCCUGUUGUCACAGAGACGGCUGAGAUUGGGGUUGUUGUCACGGAGACCGAUGAGGGCUUUGGACUGGACUCACUGGACUGGGCUGGGUCCUCAUCCUCUGCUUCCUCCUUCCUCAUUUUCCCCCAGCUCUUCUCUUUUCUCGUCAUGGAUGGUUUCAGUUACAAUGCCUACUACUUGUCUCAGUGUGAGGAUGUGUGUUGUUGUUUAUGAUAUCUACAAAUCAUCACAGAAGCUUGACUUGCAUUAUGUGACUGCUAGUCUUGUAUUAUAAGAAACUUUAUUAAUCAUGAUUGAUUAGAGGAGAAUGUUAAUUAUUUAUGAAUAAUAAGUUGGUUUGCUUUAUAGAUUUACAUUUAUUUCCCUAGUGUGUAAAAAAAGACAGAAAAUGAAUUUGUGCAGGAUUGUUCUUCCUCCAGAAAGCAUAGUGAAUUUAUAUUGUAUAGAAAAGAGAUAUGAUUAUGAUGUUUAUGCGAUUCUUAACACAGUAAAAUUUACAAAACUGACGGAGAAAAAAGUUCACAAAGUUGAAUAUUCAGGGAGGAGACAGUUAAAACAUUAGAUUUUCUAUCGGUUUUGAUGUCAUAGCAUGAUAUGUAUUUCCUCUGUGAUUGGUUCACACUUCAUGUUUUGUUUGGUUUUGUUUCGUCGAAAAGCAUGCUGCAUUAUGGGAUCCCACUUAAACCUUCUGGUUCACAGGUUAUUCUAUAUACACUCUAUCUCCUUAACCCUUUACUGGUUCACUUCCUGGUUAUCAUGAGGCACUCCCUGACUCCUGACCAAUAGAAUCCCUCACAGUCACUACGGAGUUCCACCAGCUCCCCACACAUCCAAUCACUGGUCGAGGUUUACCUACUACAGAGAGGUGUGUUAUUAUUAUUUGUUCCUUUGUAUAAAGUCCCAAGACAAUGUAGACCUGUUAUUUUCUUAUAGAAAUCAUCCGAUUUUCAUUCAAGAAAAUCACAUAUUAACCUUCACCAGAGAUGGAGAAGAGAAGACCAUACAAAUCUAUGACAUUUUCAUCAAAAAGUUAAGCGUUACAUAAUCAUAUAUUUAUUUGGGCCUGCUUUUUAUGAGUUCGUGGUGUAGAUCAUAAAUAUGAUUUUCCUCUGAUUGAUAUUCAGGGAUUGAAUACAUAGUGGGUCUGAUCAAGACAAUCAAUAGUAUAUUAUUAUGCAGGCAGAAAAACAUAACAAGGAGUGUGUAACAGGAAAACAGAUGAACUAGCAUAACGUAAUACUUGAGAUACUAACUGUUACUUACUGAAAACAAAUGGAUGCUUUAUUUUUACAGUGAAUUAAACGUAGUAGUGAAGAUAUUGGGAACAGACAGUCUCAUACUACUGGUAACGCCGUCCUGAUGGCGGCGAUUUCAUCUCACUUCACACAUCAGUGGAUUUACGCUGCGUCCCCAAAUGGCACUCUAUUCCCAAUAUAGUGCACAACUUUUGAAAGUCAAAAAUAAUGCGCUAUGUGGGGAAUAGAGUACCCAUUCAAUCAAGCCUUAGUUUUCCAUUCCAUUUCCUGUUUUUUGUUUUUAAGUUCCUGUUUUUAAUUGAAAGCACAAGCUACCCAAUCUGGCAGAUUUAUAUUUGGCAGAGAGAGAGUUGGAGACAGAGAGACAGAUAUAUGAAUGGAUCUGUAUCUAACUGCCGGUGAGUCCUGAGUACCGUUACAGACCUAAGACGACAACGAUUCAGUCACAUGACCCGGGUCUUCUGUUUUAAAGAGCUUGCUGAGUACUGGACUCUAAUAAUCACAGGUCUUUUAAAUAACACUGCUUUGAUUAUAACAGGUGGCAACACUUCACUGUAGAUCCCUUUUAUGUAUGCAUUCAUAAAGCCUUUAUAACGGCUACAUAAGACAUAACAUCAGUUAUAUGCCGUUAUUAAGGGUAAUACAAAGGUCACAAAGCUGGAUAAAGAGGUUGUUCUCUUUUCUUUAGUCGAGCAGCAGAUUUGUGAAUGUUAACAUUUCUUGAAUUCUCAGAAAGCUGAUCAAGGUGAAGUAAACAGGUGAAAGCUGGCUGUUGAUUUCUGAGCUAAAACUGACAAGCUCAAUUUAUUUGUACAAGAAGUGCAUUUGACUUGGGGAUCACCUACCGCAUGCAUGACAAUGUGUCUCUGAUCUACUUGGUCUAUACAGUCUGUGUAUCUCAUGAAAGUUUUAUAGAAACAGAUUCAUAACAAAAUGUCUAUUUGAAAUAUACAACUUUAUUGAGACAUGUGUGUUCAUGCAUAUCAUUCAGGUAGUUUUGCUGUGCUUUGUGCUACUACUACCGGUCAAUAAACAUACUGAGAAUAA